Messenger RNA from Pecten maximus, 4803 nucleotides. RefSeq lists its product as uncharacterized. Bases 259 to 3762 code for a protein of 1167 amino acids. Gene Ontology annotation, biological process: dephosphorylation. Lineage: Eukaryota; Metazoa; Mollusca; Bivalvia; Pectinida; Pectinidae. The record is from RefSeq and is a predicted model, not a curated record. Gene Ontology annotation, molecular function: alkaline phosphatase activity. The transcript is spliced from 14 exons.
CGAUCGCCGUGCCUAUAAAGAAAGGACGAACAGUCAAAGGAAGUACUGUUUACUUUGUGUAUUAUGAACGGUAUAUUAACGCCAACUCGAGCUAUGUGGACCAGUGUUUACUGGCCAAAAGAGUUUUCACGAUUUAAUGAGGAAAAGGUACUUAUUAUAGAGGCGAAGUGAACAACGACACAACAGACGGAGUGUAGUGGUGUGUGGGGCUGAUAUCGGAACUGUCAUAUCGGAAUACCUACUGACUGUCCAGUUCCCAUGGGAAAUGAAGCGUCCAGCAAAACAAACAAUGCCGAUACUCAGCCGGCGAGGACGACAGCGUCAGCAGCAAGGGAGAUGAAGGCGACGACACCUGGUCGGUGGAAAACGACACCUCGUAACGAAAAAGAUGGGAUGAAGGAUACUGCUGGACCAGGUCUCAAACCAAUGACAUCGCUUUCUAACAGAAGUGAGCAGGAACAUAUUCGUUUCUAUGGAAACACGCCAACAGGACGCCUACAUCGCACUGAAUUAUAUCCAUUUUUCAAGUACCAACAUAGACCACGUCGGGGGAGGGACCAUCGGUUUCAGGUAAAAACUGCAUCAACAGUAUCGGACAUUUAUCCUGACCGAAAUCUCCCCAGCCAACCUGUAGAGGAUGCCGAGGAGUCGGACAUGGAAGAUAUCCCGCUGACGGAGGCCGACAUCUACGAUAGAGCGAGGAGGGCACCGACAACAGUUGUUGACAGCUACAAAAAACUAAUGGACUAUUUGUUAAAAGGUUCUGAACUUGUUAAACAACCUGAGUUGAUACGAGCACGUGCAGUCAUGAUAUGGUUAAGUAGACAGGAUGUGACGUCACCACUGUCUGGAACAGCAGACUAUGAUACACCGUCAAAAGGCAUCGUAAAAUUAAGUAACGAUACACAGUUUGAAUAUUCGCGAUUCUUGUCGACUCUGUACGAAAAGGCGGGUAUCAAAUCGGUGGAAAUAACUGGAGUAUUCAAAACAAUUAGUUAUGACCCAAACAAUAACAAAAAUCUCCCCGCAACCUCAUGGAACGCCAUUAAUCUUGAGGGUCGGUGGCAGUUGAUAAUGCCAUACUUUGUGUGUACACGAAGGAUAAACCCAUGGUUUACAUCCGAACCAACAAUUAAAGGAGUUUCUAAGGAUGAUGAAAGGGGACAUGUCUUCAACUACUUUUACUUUCUGAUGGACCCCAAGCAAAGUAUCAACUGGUUUUAUCCAGACGAUCCAAAAUGGCAACUUCUGAAACGGCCUUUACAGAAAGAGGAAUACUUGAACCUUCCUCUCUUCAGAAGUGAAUUUUUCGAAUUAGGUUUAAAACUAGAAUCACAAAAUUCAUAUGAUUUACACGCGGAAGAUGGCCGAGUAAGGAUAGACAUUUCGUCCUCGGAGGAACUUGCCGAUGAGAUUUAUCUUUGGUAUGAUAUAACGUUAGUCAAAAGCAGCGGGAAACACAAUCCAGUCACUCACAAGAUGAUUAUCCACGAUAAUCUUCAAAAACUUGUAGCGAUGAUCAAACAGAAGGAUAAAUGGAUGUUCCAGAUGACCCUGCCUAUAGAGGGAGUGUACAAGGUCACGAUAUACGGAAGUGUUAAUGGGGAUGACUUCGGACCGAUCGUCAAAUUUAGGCUUCACUGUGACAAGCGAUUCGAUAAGUGUAGCAUGUUUCCUGAAGAUCCGAAGGAAGUUGGUUUUGGUCCAGGAUUAGCCGCUAAGGACGGCGGACUGUUGUUUCCAUCCCGUUCCAAUGGGUUUUACCCUGUCAGAGAAAACAGCGUUUUCAGGUUAUCGUUUGUACUUGACAGGGAUACUGUGGAUAAUGUCGAGGUGACUUGUAGUCUUGCUCAAACGGAAGAAACUGGGGUGAAACAAUACAGCAAUUCAAUCCAAUGUAAUGUAGACAGAAGUAGUGGAUGUGUGGAGAUAACUGUCACCAUUCCGGGCGGAGGUGUAUUCAUGUUGUCUGUCUGGACAAAACUUGACCAAGGGUCAUCGGUCAAAACUAAGAUAUCAAAAUUAGCCUGCUGCUAUAUACUGAUAUCUAACCCGGAUAUUCCUCAGCCAGUACAGACUAGAAGACAACGAGAGACCCGGGAAAACCUCCGCCAAGCUCUGGAAGCUGGCACGCUAGAUGGAAUCGAGUCGGCCAUUACAAAAUGUGGCUAUCAGCAUAUCCCUAUGGAGGACGAGGAGGUCGAGUACGCGAAUACUAGGGCGGAGAUAUUGAGGCUAUCACGAGGGGAGACACAAUGGAACCAAAUGGCCAGAGAUACGUUGAAAGAGGCCCUACAGGCAAAAAACAACAUGAAUGUAGCCAAGAAUGUAAUAUUAUUUAUCGGUGACGGGAUGGGAGUCUCCACUGUCACCGCAGCUAGGAUAUACAAGGGCCAAAGAAUGGGGAACCUAGGCGAGGAAACGGUCCUCUCGUUCGAAAAGUUUCCACAUGUUGCUCUUUCUAAGAUUUACUCUGUUGACCGACAAACACCGGAUUCGGCAGCAACAGCCACUGCCCUGAUGUGUGGGGUAAAGACUAACAAUGGAGUGCUGGGGGUCAAGGAGACAGUUCAAAAGGAAAACUGUGGGGCGACAGCCGGUCAGGAAGUGAAGUCGAUAUUAAAGCAUUUCAUAGCUGCAGGACGCAGUACUGGGAUAGUGACUACAUCUAGAGUGACUCACGCCACACCUGCCGCUGCCUACGCCCACAGUGCCUCGCGGGACUGGGAAGGGGACGCUCUUAUGACGUCAGUCACAGGAGGGUGUAAGGAUAUAGCUUACCAACUGGUGUACGACAAUAAUGACAUACAGGUUGUGCUGGGCGGAGGUAGAGGUCCAUUUCUGCCGAGUAGUAAAGUCGACCCAGAAACACAGAAAGUAGGAUGGACCCACAGGAGGGACGGUCACGAUCUGAUAGAGAUUUGGAAGCAGAUACAUUCUUCGAAUGAACACCGUCAUAGCUAUGUAUGGAGAAAGGACCAGUUUGACUCCGUAGAUCCCGCGGAAACUGAUUAUCUCCUUGGCCUAUUUGACGCAAGUCACAUACCUUACGAAAACGACAGGGAUAAGUCUGCAGCAGGGGACCCGUCGCUUGCCGAGAUGACUAGCAAAGCCAUCAAGAUACUGAAGAAAAACCAAAACGGUUAUUUUCUAAUGGUGGAAGGUGCUCGUAUAGACCACGCCCACCAUGACAACGAAGCUAAACGUUCUCUCGUGGAGACGUUGAUGUUUGAAGAAGCUGUGAGUGAGGCGUUACGACUAACAUCCACGGAGGAUACCCUAAUUAUCGUAACGGCCGAUCAUUCUCACCCCUUCAACAUCGCCGGGUACUCAUAUAGGGGCAACGACAUCCUAGGUAUAACUAUACCGUACUGGGACGAGCCUCCCAGGGAUGGUCUCCCUUACACCACACUUGUGUACGGUAACGGACCCGGGCGGCGCCCAUACGAGGGCAGGGCCAACUACACAGGAGUGGACACGUCUUCGGACGACUUUAAACAGGAAGCUGCUGUACCACUAUCGUACGAGACGCAUUCCGGAGAGGAUGUCGGGAUAUAUGCACUUGGACCAAUGGCACAUCUUCUGUAUGGCGUCCAGGAACAGCAUUACGUUGCCCACGUGAUGCAGUAUGCCGCCUGUGUCGGUGAUUACAAAGAUGAUUGUAAGCGCCCGGAUGAUGGCGAUUCCAAUGGAGGACAUACACUGUCUGUCAAUAUCUUGUUAUUUGUUACUUUCUGCAUAAUCACAUCAAUCGUUAUGUAAUUGUGAACUUAUAUUAUUGCUAGUGAUUUUAUUUGUUUUGUCUGAAGUUAUACCAUUGUUUUAAAUAAAUCCUAUUUACAUAUCGUGACAAUAAAUACCCAACCAAUUGCAAUCAACAACAUUUUCUAUUUUUGACAUUCCGAUAGAAAAAGAGGGGUACCUGAAAUCGAUUAUAAUGUUUUCUGGAUAUAUUUCCCUUUUACUAUCAUGCAGAUAAAGAUAGAUAUGUACUGUUAAAAUAAAAUCAAAGUGCACAGGGGUGAACUUCACCUUUAAUCAACCGUCUCUGUAUCAGACGUGGUCAAAUACGACUUUUAAAACCUCAACCGAUGUCUACUAGAAUAGCCAGGUUCACAACUUACCGGUGUGAAUGUCCAGGAGUUCAAAGGAUGAUCUCUACAUAACUAACUUCACGGACAGCUGCCUUAAAUUACUGAUGAAAUCAGGGCCUGAUUGCAGGAUUGUUGGUUUAUUAUGUUAUUGUAAAAACGUCUCUGAGCCUAUUGUCUGGAAGUACAUCUUCUACUUUCUACCGGUGACUUUGCUUGAAGUCGAAUGAUUCUAACGUUAAUGCUGAUAUCUUCCACCUCGUACCUUACAUCUCAUUAAUUGGCCGUAUUACAUCUACACCAGUAACGACUCGUACUUUUCGUUUCGUCUUUUCAUAUAAAAACAAUCACAACACGGGGAUUGCAUGUAAUAUGUAUAACUAGGUACUUAUUUUGAGACAUUUGUGAGGGUAUGGAACCUUUCAAACUAUAGACAAGGUCGUAAACCUUCGAGAUAUCACCAAUCAUGAAGUCUAAACAGAAGGCUUAUCCUACUUACACCAGAUUGAGGAGUUCGGCAAUUACUUAUACAUCUAUUUAUGUAUAUACACGUCUUUCCUUAACGAUAAACAAGUUAGCAUUACGUUAUAGGAGCUGGACAUGUAUUGGAAUACGUGUUGGCUAUUAGUGAUCUACCUUACUGAGAUGAGGAUCAAAGUGAUGGUGAUGUAAUGUGUUAAUUCACAAUAAAAAGAACACGUUUUCUGUCUUA